This is a messenger RNA of Rosa chinensis, 1065 nucleotides long. Its product is annotated as probable glutathione peroxidase 5. Bases 218 to 736 code for a protein of 172 amino acids. The transcript has 6 exons. NCBI's taxonomy places the organism in Eukaryota, Viridiplantae, Streptophyta, Magnoliopsida, Rosales, Rosaceae. The record is from RefSeq and is a predicted model, not a curated record. Gene Ontology annotation, biological process: response to oxidative stress. Gene Ontology annotation, molecular function: glutathione peroxidase activity.
GGAGGAAAGUGCAUGUAUUGUAUAUGAGAGAUUGAGAGAGAGAGAGAGAGAAUUUUGCAGGUGAAACGUAUCGUCUUCCCCAAAUCGGGGUCCCACCCGACGCCAGGUCCCCGGCGCAUUCAAGUCUGCAGGAAACAUGUGAUGCAUCACCCAAAACCCGACGCCAGCUCUCUCUCUCUCUCUCACACACUUGACACUCCAACUAUCAUAUAGAAAGAUGGGUGCUACACACUCGUCGUGCCUCUCCGAAAAAUCCAUCCACGAAUUCACAGUCAAGGAUAGCAAAGGCAAGGACGUCGACCUCAGCGUUUACAAAGGGAAGGUCCUCCUCGUGGUUAACGUCGCUUCCAAAUGUGGCUUUACCGAUACCAAUUACACACAGUUGACUGAGCUUUACAGCAAAUACAAGGACAAAGGUUUUGAGAUCUUGGCAUUUCCAUGCAACCAGUUUCUGAAGCAGGAGCCUGGAACAAGCCUGGAUGCGAUUGAAUUUGCAUGUACAAGGUACAAGGCUGAAUAUCCAAUCUUCAAGAAGAUACGUGUGAAUGGGCCAAACGCAGAACCUGUCUUUAAAUUCCUCAAAGCAAGUAAACCUGGAUUUAUGGGGAGUAGGAUAAAGUGGAACUUCACUAAGUUCUUAGUUAACAAGGAUGGCAAUGUCAUCGGACGUUACAGCCCAACAACCUCUCCCUUAAACAUUGAGGCUGACAUCAAAAAAGCACUAGGAGAAGUAUAAGAACAAAGCAGUUUAGAUGAGUUAUCUGUUUCUCUGUUCAUCAUCUUUCUCCCAUGCCUGUGUUUUUCUCCCUCUUCUCCUGUCCAUAUAACUUUGGUGUGCUAUUACAUCUUAUUUAUUAUUUGUUUGUGCUUUGUCUUCCCUGUAAUUGACAUUCAUGUAACAAAUGAAAUUACUACUUUGCAAAUGAAAUGUAAGUUGUUUGGUUGUCAUGGCUGGUAAUGAAGCGGCCAGUUUGUCGGUUACGCUAGUACAAUUCCGAGUUAUAUGUUAGAGGUUUCUUUAAGUAUCAAUGUAUGAGUGAGGUGAAUUUCCUUGUUAGGCAUCAA